AUGUUGAACAAAACGACACCAAUUUCCUUCAAUCACGAUAAUCAACUCGAUGUUCAUUCCUCCCUCACUCUCCUCCACUCCGAUCUUUCCUCUACCUUCCAUCAGAUUGAUGAGCUUGUUGUGAAAGCGCUUGAAGUGAAGAAGGGUGUAAGCAAAGAGGGGAAAAGAGAAAUGGAAUCGUUCUCCAAUUUGUUGUCUGAAAUGUUGUCUAGUUUGAAGCCAUGGAUACCCAAAUUACAAACUUCACUUUCAUCAACUUCAGUGGAAUCUGAAAGUAAAAGUGAAGAAGUUUCUUGUGAUGAAAGCAAUGUGAGUGACUGUGAAAGUCCUAAAGUGACUGCAUUAGUAUCUCCUUCUCCUCUUGUUUCAUGGCAUGCUAAUUGCACAGUUCAAAGAGGUAGACAAAUGUUUAUGCUCACACCAGUACCAUUAUCAAAAUCAUACUGCCAACCACAACCCGAAUUAGAUUUCACUGAAUUGGCUUCCUCUAGUAAUACUUCAAUACUUUACGGUGUUUUAACGAAACCAACUCCAAUAAAGCCUGCCCUUUCUAUUGUGAGUGAAGAUGCAACAAAUACUGAAGAGGUUGAGUUGAUUUCUUCGCCCGAAUUUUCUCAGAGAGACACUUCCAUGCUUUAUAUGAUGACUCCUUGUUUAAAAAUUUCACCUCCGAAGACUUGUGUUUUGCUUGAAUCCAUACCUGAGAUGCGUCAUGUUGGUGGUAAUAAACAGUUUCGAAAGUCCACUCCGUAUCCUGUCGGAGUUCAUUACAGUGAUUCAGAAGAUUCUGCUUUGGAUCAUGUGUCGCAGGAUUUGGUGUUGAAAUAUCCAGAACUAAUGGCGAUACGGCGUGUUCCUAAGUCGGGAAUUGGAAAGAAAAAUGUGGAAGCAUCGCCUAUUUGGCUUACCUCACCUCCAAAAACUUGUGUUGUGUUAGGAACAUCUGAUGAGAAAUUAUAUGAGUUGGAGAAGGGUGAUAAUGAUUCAUGUAUAGAUAUAUCCGAAUCCAUUCUUAAUCAACAAGUCAGUAAAUUGAAUUUGAAAGAAGAAAUUUCCAAAGGUCAUAAUCAAGCCAAGAAAUCUUGUAAAGAUCAUUUUGUUGGCGACUUAUCACAUAUAGAGAGCACUCCCAAGUGGCUGAACCCUGAAAACACAUUACAAAGAGGGAAACGUGCUGGUGAAAACACUUUGAAGAAGGAAUUAUGGGCAAAGUUUGAAGAAGCGUCCUCUUGUGGAUUUGAGCCCAAGUUUCACACAGGUAGUAAGAUGUCUCAUAAAGGUUUUCUUGACCUACUGGAAGAAGCUUCCUGUGAUAAGUAA
Messenger RNA from Lathyrus sativus (Indian pea), 1320 nucleotides. The record is from the annotation of a GenBank genome assembly. Lineage: Eukaryota; Viridiplantae; Streptophyta; Magnoliopsida; Fabales; Fabaceae.